Molecule: messenger RNA, 1257 nt
Organism: Hydatigera taeniaeformis
Lineage: Eukaryota; Metazoa; Platyhelminthes; Cestoda; Cyclophyllidea; Taeniidae
Source: the annotation of a GenBank genome assembly
AUGACUGAAACAGACACCUUCAAUCUCUCCACCUAUCCAGUGUGUGUUGACGUGGAUGUGUCCGAUCCCAUCACCAUCCUCACGCGUUACGUAGUUCCUGUCCUCUUUGGCAUCGUCGAUAUCAUCGGCUUCUCCGGUAACCUCCUUGUCAUUAUUGUGAUAACAGGCUACGCGACAAUGCGAAACAGUACAAACAUUCUCAUUGUCUCCUUGGCUAUGGCUGACCUCUCGUUUAUUAUCUUCUGUGUUCCCUUUACGGCUAUGGUCUAUGUGACAGGCAAUUGGCCCCUACCCGAGAUGCUGUGCAAACUCUACCUCUUCACCACUUACUUCUCUGUCUACUGCAGUGUAUAUACCCUCGUUUUGAUGUGUUUAGAUCGGUUUUUAGCUGUGGUCUUUCCCCUCCAAAGUAGGGUAUGGCGUACAACCAGAAACACAGUGAUUACCGUCAUCAUCAUGUGGAUUUUUAUAACUGGUGCAACACUACCCAUUUCCAUCGACUCGAGAAUUAUCUACGCCAUUGACAUGGACAAUGUGACAAGUUGUCAACGCCCGAUAUGUCACAAUGGUUGGAUAUUUGAGAUAACACCUGAGGGCAUUGUCACCGGAAUGAAUCAGUACCACAGUCGGAUAUUUUAUGGCCUCUUCUUUGUUCUGGGAUAUGCAUUUCCUUUGACCAUGAUCUGCAUCUUCUACAGCAUUCUCCUUCGUGAACUCCUUUGUGGACGUGUGUCCAAGAUGUCCAAGUCUGUGGAAGCGCAUCGAGGCAAGCGUAAAGCCACCAAAUUGGUGAUUGUAGUGGUCAUUGUAUUUGCUGCCUGUUGGUUGCCCAUUCAAGUGGUGUUUAUGAUACAGAACUUUUACAGAGACAUUCCAACCGUCUCGUUUCGAUUCUUCCACAUUCUUGGUAAUAUUCUCUCCUAUGGGAACAGUUGUGUCAAUCCCAUUCUCUACGCCUUCUUCAGUGAGACGUUUCGAAUGGGAUUUGCCUCUCUCAUAUGUUUGGACAAGUCAAAAAUGCGUAGUGUACGUCUGGAGAGCAAUGUGGGCCAAACGGAGUUACUGAUGAACGAACAACUUACCGCCAGAAAGUCAGCCCCCACCCUGCCGGAUGACGGUGCUUUGGUGAUCGCAGCAAGCAAUGAUGGACGCACAAAGAGGGGACCUCCGAAGGAGGUCUCCUUUGUGGAGAGUGUGUGUGUGCAUCCUCUGACCCAGUACAGCACAGAACUUGGCAAUAACAAUUUGAUCGACUAA